This is a messenger RNA of Zasmidium cellare ATCC 36951, 447 nucleotides long. RefSeq lists its product as uncharacterized. The transcript has 2 exons. Bases 1 to 447 code for a protein of 148 amino acids. NCBI's taxonomy places the organism in Eukaryota, Fungi, Ascomycota, Dothideomycetes, Mycosphaerellales, Mycosphaerellaceae. The record is from RefSeq and is a predicted model, not a curated record.
AUGGGCAUCCACGACGGCAAAACGCACCAUGCCACACGCAUUCCAAAAGACAUCACGGACCUAAUCCGCAGACUCUACGACUGCCUCGACGACCCAUCCCGAAUCGACGAAUUCGCAGACAUCUUCACCGACGAUGGUGUCCUGAAAGUCCAAGGCAAGAUCUUCCAAGGAACAGAAGACAUCCUCCAAGGCCAAACCAUCGCUACAGCAGGCGGAUCCUGGCAACACACCGUCGAGGCAAUCUAUCCCUUUGGCUCAGGCGAUGAAAUCGAAUGGUUGAUGGUCAAUCUCCGCGUAGACAUGACUCCUCAUGGUCAAGGUCGUCCGAAGCGCGAGUUCGAGUCUGCGGCCAGGAUCCAGAUCGCCCGUGAAGUUGGCCGACGGGUUAGGGUCAAAUACCUUCAAGUGUAUACGUAUAUACCCGAGAAUAAAGCGCGCCUUGCGUAG